Asterias rubens (European starfish) is the source of this 7725-nucleotide messenger RNA. Its product is annotated as protein polybromo-1-like. Gene Ontology annotation, biological process: chromatin remodeling. NCBI's taxonomy places the organism in Eukaryota, Metazoa, Echinodermata, Asteroidea, Forcipulatida, Asteriidae. Gene Ontology annotation, molecular function: chromatin binding; protein binding. The record is from RefSeq and is a predicted model, not a curated record. The transcript is spliced from 36 exons. Gene Ontology annotation, cellular component: RSC-type complex. Bases 206 to 5728 code for a protein of 1840 amino acids.
CACUGUGCACAUCAACUUGGAACGUCGGUCCGUCCCCGAACAACGGCCCCCGUACACAUUCACUUUUUCUCAUACCAUUAGGUGUCACUCUCCCCCGAAUUCUCGGCACACACUCACCACUCGAUCCUCACCUGGUACUGAGAGUUGAUACAGUUUAUGCAUGGUCUACUUGUCACAUCUGACUGACUGAGGGAGAGAGUAAGCCAUGACCAAAAGGCGUAGAUCAGCGGCGUCUACUGAUGCCAAGGAUACAGAGGAGGAACCCUCGCAUUCAGUCCCCCUUUCCAUAAAGAGACGCAAGAAGUCUGUUCACUCACAAGACUCAGCUGGGAUUAUCCAGGAGCUGUAUGAUACCAUCAGGAACUAUAAAACUGAAGAUGGAAGACUGCUAUGUGAAGCUCUGAUCAGGGUACCAAAGCGAAGAGGAGCACCUGAAUAUUAUGAUGUGGUAACUAGUCCCAUUGACCUGCUGAAGAUCCAGCAACGACUCAAGAUGGAAGAAUAUGACACUGUAGAUCAAAUGGCAACAGAUGUAGAGCUUAUGAUCAAUAAUGCACUGGCAUAUUAUAAGAAAACCUCUCAAGAAUACAGGGAUGCAUGUGAUCUUUGGCGUCUCUUCUGUGCAACCAAACACCAAUAUCUUGAGGAUGAGUCUCCAGAUGAUGUAAAAUUGGAGGAGAUAGAAGACAAACUUGAGGAUUUGGGAGAGGUUGUCAACGAGGAGUUUGGAAACCUAAAUGAAGAAGAAGGGGAAGAAGGCAGUGAGUUUGUUAUGGAGAACCCAUCCGAUCCAAUUGAAAAACUUUUUACUGCUGUCAUGGCCCAUCAAGAUGACACUGGAAGAAACAUCAGUCUUAUAUUUCGCAAACUACCUCCAAGAUCGCAAAUCCCGGACUAUUAUGACAUCAUCAAUAACCCUAUUGACCUGAAAGUUAUAGCUAAGAAUAUACAGUGUGGUAGAUACUCCAGCAUCCUUGACCUUGAGAAAGACUUGAUGUUAAUGGUAAAGAAUGCCAAGACAUUCAAUGAACCUGGAUCCCAAGUCUAUAAAGAUGCCAUGGCACUCAAGAAACAUAUUGCUAGUACUAAACAGGAGAUAGAGAAAGCAAUGAAGACAGGAGAGACAUCCAGGUCUUUCAAAGCCAUCACAGAUCAGAGAGUGUCGGCCAUUAAAGUUGCAGCGAGCCUUCCAUCAGAUGAAGAUGAUAACAGUGAAGCAACAGAUUCCAUGCAGUAUGAAGAAAAUGAUGAUGAGUCGGGAGCCGAGGGGUUCCAAGCUAACUCAAGUGAUGCUAAGCACGUACUGUUUGACACUAUAUUGAAUGUGAAAAACUCCUUAAGUCAGUUGAUUUCUGAGCCAUUUAUGAGGUUGCCCAUCAGACGGCUGUAUCCGGAUUACUAUGAAGACAUCAAACAGCCAAUGGCACUAUGUAAGAUAAGGAAUAAACUCAAGAUGGACAAGUAUGAGUCUCUUGAGGACCUGUCCCAUGACUUGGAUCUUACCUUCAACAAUGCAAAACAAUAUAACAUUUCAACCUCUCGACUCUACAAAGAUGCUGAUAGACUGCAAAAGCUUAUGCAUGUGAAGUUGAAAGAAUUAGACAAAAUGGAAGCAAAGAAGGAAAUUGAUAGUGAUGAGGAGAGUGAUCGAGGAGGUAAUAAACGGCGUAGAAGCAGUAUCAAGAAAACACGGGAGAGUGAUGUAGAUCUCAAAACAAGGAUGCAAGUAUUGUGUGAUACUCUAGUGGACUGUCAGGAUAAGAAUGGACGAUACCCAAUUGCAUUGUUUAUGGAAAAACCAUCCAAGAAACUGUAUCCUGACUACUACCAAGUUAUCAAUGAACCUAUUGACAUGAAGACAAUUGAGAUCAAUGUUAGGUCAGAUAAGUACAUGACUGAGGAAGCAAUGUUAAAGGAUUACGACUUGCUGUUCAAUAAUGCCAGGCAGUAUAAUGAAGAAGGCUCCAUGGUAUAUGAAGAUGCCAACCUACUAGAGAAACUACUUAAAGAUAAAUGCAGAGACUUGGGUAUUCAAACAUCAGAUGUGACUAAAGCCAGCAUUAAGAUCAAGACAACACCAGUGGACCCCACCAAAAAGAUAGCUUCCAAGAGACCCAAAUCAAUGAGUGGGUUAACACUGCUAGAACAGAAACUAAAUGAUUUGUAUGGGCACAUAUUGGAAUAUACAGACACUAAUGGAAGAGAGCUUGCUGCACCAUUCAUCAGACUACCAACCAAAAAUGAAUACCCUGAGUACUACCAAGUGAUUAAAAAGCCAAUUGACAUGCAGAAGAUUCAGCAGAGACUAACAGGCAAGCAGUAUGAGCAACUAGAUGACAUGGCCAAUGAUUUCCUGCUCAUGUUUGAUAAUGCCUGCAAGUUCAAUGAACCAGACUCACUUAUUUAUAAGGAUGCCCUCACUCUUCAACGUGUCCUACUUCAAACCAAAUCUGAACUGAUGGGUGAUGAGACCUCUGGCAUGCCAGAUAUUCAGAGCACAGUCCGAGAGAUUUUAACUAAUCUCUUUGUGUCCUUGGCUAAUCAUCAAGACGAAGAGGGCCGUUGUUUCAAUGAUUCAUUGUCAGAGGUUCCACCAGAUAAGGAUGAGCUAAGUGAAGACUCUGAAGGGCAGAUUCCUGUGCGACAAAAAAAACCUCAGGACUUGGAUACUUUGAGGAGGUAUUUAGACAAAGGUUGUUACAGAAGGUUGGAUUGCUUCCAGGAUCAUAUCUUUGGUGUCCUAGAGAGAGCUCGUAGUUUGAGUAGAACUGACUCACAGGUAUAUGAAGAUGCAGUUGAGAUGCAGAGAUUCUUUAUUGCUAUUCGUGAUGAAAUCUGUAAGAAUGGAGAGAUUCUUCUGUCUCCUGCACUCAGCUACACCCAUAGACACAUGCAGAAUGACAUUGACAAGCAGAAGAAAGUCAAGCUUCCAAAAGAGCUGAAGGAAGAUGCUGAGAAGAAAGAGGAAGAAGCUAAACAGCAGCAUGAUGUUACAGAUUCUAAAGAAGAUAUGACCGUUAAUCAGGAGGCCAGUGAUGGCUUAGUGGUGAAUGGACAGACAUACCGUGUUGGUGACUUUGUCUAUGUGGAACCCAGUGAGAAGAACUUGAAGCUACAUAUAGUGUGCAUUGAGAAGCUAUGGAAGGAUCCAGACGGUGAAUGUUGGCUCCAUGGCAACUGGUUCCUCAGACCAAAUGAAACUUUUCAUUUAGCUACUCGCAAAUUUUUGGAAAAGGAAGUCUUUAAAAGUGACUAUUACAAUAAAGUAAAGAUAACCCAGCAUGUUGCAGGGAAAUGUCAUGUAAUGUUUGUAAGAGAUUUCUUCAAGAGUAAACCAGAAGGCUUCAACGAGGACGAUGUGUAUACUUGUGAGUCUCGAUAUUCUGCAAAGGCCAAAGCAUUUAAGAAAAUAAAGAUUUGGGCUCUCCCUUCUAGUAAUGUUAAGAUAGUUCCUCGUGAUGAGCCUUUGUCUCGUGUGCGUGUUGCGUCUGUAUUUGCUGGUAGUCAAAAGCUUGAGCCUACAGAUGCUGAUAAGGUUGAUGGAGAGUAUCAACCCUUUGACAAGGAGAGAGAGGAUGUUAUAGUUGAUACAACCAACAGUGACAGUGGUCAAGUAUAUUACGAACAAGUUCAUUUUGAGGGUCAUGUCUACAAGCUAGGGGACAGUGUGUAUCUUCGAUCUGAUCAAGCAAGGCCAUUUAUUGCCAGGAUAGACAAGAUGUGGAAGGAUGCCAACGGUGAUCCUUGGUUCAAUGGUCCUUGGUUUGUGCGUCCAUCCGAGACUAUACAUCCACCAACUCGCUUAUUCUACAAGAAUGAGGUUUUCUUGAGUUCGAUUGAAGAUACAAAUCCCAUGCGCAGUAUCUGUGGAAAGUGUCAUGUUAUGAUCUACAAAGAUUACACCUCCAGUCGUCCUACAGAGUAUGAAGAGGCUGAUGUGUUUGUCUGUGAAUCACAAUACAAGGAAGCUGAGAGACAAAUUCGUAAACUCAAGAGCAUCAAGCGCUACUCUGUCUCUAAUAAAGUGGUUGAUGAUGAAAUCUACUUCUUUAAGAAAUGCAUCACACCUCUAAAGGAAGCAUCCCCACUCCUGCAGCAAGCAUCAGAAGGUACUGAUAUGAGUCGGACUGAUGGAGUGCAGACUGCAACUCUAGAUGAAGAUGAUGAUAAGACGGUCAUAUUGACUGCUGAUGAAGAGACACAGGAUAGUACUUCCACAGCGACACCUAUAGGCACAUCAAAGGUUAAUAACUGCAGCCCAAGCAGAUCAACAAGUAGCCAGAAACUGAUCCAGCCGCCCAAACCUCGCCAUGCCAGUGGAUUUAUUUUGUUUGCUAGUGAACAGAGAGCUGAUGUUAAGAAGAGCAAUCCUAAAAUGUCAUUUGGAGAGAUCAGUAGACUAAUAGGAAGUGAUUGGCGUCAGCUUCCAACUACAGAUAAAAGUCAGUAUGAGGUACGUGCUGCAGCCAUUGCUGAGACCAAAGCCCUAGAGAAGGCAACCAGAGAGGCACUUAACCCCCAACCAGCUAGUCAGCCAGUAACUAAGGCCCCUGCAGCAGGAACUAUACCAGUCUUUGAAUGUGGCUGGGAUGGUUGUGAUUAUCAAUAUGAUGACUUGGAGGAUCUUAUCAAUCAUGUUGUAGAGGUAUCAGAUCACCUCAAGGCAGUAGGUGAUCCAGCUGAACCCACAUAUCCAUGCUAUUGGAAAAGUUGUGUCCGGUAUCGCAAAAAUCAACCAUUUCCAGCGUUGUCUCGCCUGAUACGACAUUGUAAAGAGGUGCAUAUGAAGUCAGCAACAGGCAAAUACAUCUAUCCACAGAACCUGAGCAGGAAUUACUUUUCCCGCUUUGCUGUCCAUGGGAAUGGGGAUGGAAGUGGCAACACACCAGGUGGGCGUGCUAUCAUGGGUAUUGUUGGUCCUCCCACUCCAGUUGGGAUGGCUACACAACAGCUUACACAUUCAUCUCACGCAGGCAUGCAAGGCAUGGCUAUGCAGCCGAUGCUCGAUAUGCACGCCUUCCCGUAUUCCAACAGUCACAUGAUAGGGGGUCAUCCUAAUGGCAUGCAAGGGAUGAUCCCCAUGGCCCAACCAGCUGGUAUGCAGCAUGGCAUGCAAAUGCACAUGCAGCAGCAGCAGCAGCAGCAGCAACAACAGCAGCUGCAGCAGCAGCAACAACAGCAGCUGCAGCAGCAGUCUGGUUUGGGUUAUCAUCCCCAACAGCAUGUGAUGCAUGUACAGCAACAAGGUGUGAUGGGUCAGGGACAAAUGAUGUCACCUAUGAGUCAACAGAUGAUUGCUCCUAGCUCUCAUGGUGCCCCCAGUCCUGCCUUAAACCAAGGCAAUACUUACAGUCAAGGGUCCUCAAUGCAUCAGUCAAUGGUACCUCCUCAGCCACUGUUUGUACCUCCACCACCAAAGACCCAACGUCUGCUCCACUCAGAGGCUUAUGUCAGAUACAUUGAGGGUCUAAGCAGUAACACUCUGAAUGUUAGUGAUUGGCAACGUAAUCUGACUGUACGUCCUGAAGAUGUUACCAUUACUCCAGAACAACGAGCUCGGUUACCCUUUAGAUGGCUGGCCAACAAACCAAGUAGAGAGAGUGAAACGGUUAAAGCACUAUGGAAACUACGCGAUCUUAUGUUACAUGAUUCACUCAGAAUAGCCAAGGUUCAUGACAUAGACAUCAAAGAAGAAGACAAGCCGGAGGUCAUUGUUAUAGAGACUUAGAGUUUAAACAGGAAGCCAACAAGUUUCCAGAUAUUACUUCUGCCUUUACAUAAAUGAAUAGUUAGGAUAGUAUUUGUUUUGACCUGCUUUAUAUAGCGCUGUUGGCCAAGGUUCAUGAUAUGGUUCGAUUAUAAACAUACAUGUAGUUGUCUCAAACAGUCAUUUCAAACUGGCACACCAUAUCAUUGAUGUUUUAUUGUUUCAUUGCUUUUUAGAAGAGCCUACUGUUUAAAGCAAUGCAUUUUAAAAUGUGGAUAACUUGAAGCUGAAUGAGUCUGAAAUAAGUCAAAUUUUGCAAUGCUGAAAAGCAAUACUCCAUAACUUAUUACUUUAUCAAUAUGAAGAGUAAAUUUGCCGAAGACUGCUAAAAAGGUCUUACACAUUAAUGCUUCAAAUUCAUGCUGGAACCUUGGUUUUGAGUUUCAUUUUGUCGACAUUUAGAUUUGAUGAAAAACAAGGAUUCUCUAGGUAUUCAUAUCAGGUCCUGUUGGGAUGAUGGAGAGAGGUAUUUGGGCACAUUUUAGACAUAGUCUGAGUACCAUAGAGACACAGAAUCAUCUUCAGCCGAUGAAGUGACAGCUUUAUUUCAUAUAUUAAUGUUUGGUAGUUAAUUCCUUUAUUAUUUAAGAUGUUGAAUACUUUGAUCUGCCGAUCUUUGCACUGAUUGUAAAUGAAACAUUGAGUUACGGUAUCUCCGUUUUUGGAUCGUCAUAAUUUGAUGGGUGUUUUGUCAAGUUAUACAAAUAAUAACUCUACUGAAUUUCCCACAAAUAUUGAUGUUAGGAUGUCUAAAGAAGAAGUAUGUUUGUAGAAGUAUGUCAAAAAUAAUUUUUACUGUUAUUCUUAUUAUCAUUUCCAUUUUACUUCCAUGUUUUAGAUAGUAAGAUUUUGUUAAUUUAAAUUUUUAAACAAUUAUGGUACAGCAAUUAGUAGACAUCUAAUUAUAAAAUGUUCAAGAAUGUAAAACUUCAUUUAUUAAGAACUGACCCCCAGUUUUCCCAGGUUGUAAGUACACAAAGUCCUAAUGUUUUAAUACAAAUAAUAACAACCUAGAAAAAACAAACAGCAUUUCAGAUUAAUAGCUGAAACCACUUUUACAUGAGUGCCAAAAUUCACGACUACAAGCUCUGUGGCACUGUACUCAACACAAAAUGAGGAAAAUAAUAAAAUCCUCAAAGAUAACAUUAACUUAUGAAAUGCAUUUUUAAAAUUAAGUAUUCAUAUGUUUAAAGACAAGAAAUUCAUGAUAACCACGAUAAAAAUAAACCAGUAAAACCAGUAUACCGUCGAGCAUAAUUGGAACGAAACGAUAAUUUGUCCUGUCAAAGAAUCUAAUUACAACCAAACACCAUAUUAAAGCCAUUUUGAAAUAUGACAUGUAUUGGUUUGACAUAUUAUAAUUGCACUGAUUGGUUUGAGUAAAUCAGUCAGUACACAUCCUAACCAAACACUGUUUGCCAUAUCUCACAAAGACUAAUUGAUAUUAACAGCAAGAUUAGUUUAAAGUUAAUGAUUCGAAGAGAUCUGAUAUAAGUUGGCCAGGUCGUUAGUUCACAGAAGUUGUAUCAACACUUUUACUGAAAUGUUGUGUUACCAUAUCCAACAGUUCUGGAACAAGAUGCAUAAAGUGGAAUGAUAUUCUCUCAUGCAGUGAUCUUACUGGCUUGUAUGUAACCCAGUGCUAGAUCAUGCAAGCCCUUUAAUAUAAAGUAUCCUGAUUGUGAACAUAGCUACUAGUAUGGCUAUUGCAGUGAUCUAGUCUGGAUGUUACAAGAUAAUACCAGAAGCUCGAUGGCAACUACAUUCCAGCAAGUCCCCUUGCUAGUACAUUCCUUACAAAUCUAAUUCUUGAACUCAUUAUGUAAAGAUACCAGGGUCUCACUGCACUAGCUUUCUGUUAGGAGACUUCUGCCGUUUAAUCCUUAUUGUAUAAUUCUAAUACUGUAUAUUAUUAUUGUCGAUGCAAACUGAGUGGAAAUAAACUGAACUAAACUUAA